UCCUCUCCCCUCUUUGACGGCCAGCUCGCACGCGCGCCGUACGCGCGCGCGUUCUCUCUCUUCUCUCUAUCUUCUCGUAGCAGCCACGGUGCUUUUGCUUCGCGAACAACUUCGAGCGUCGCGUCGUCCUCGUCGUCGUUGUUGUCGUCGUUGUCGUUGUUGUCGUCGUCAUAGUUGGCGUGGUUUAUCUAACUCUUUUAUAAUAAAAACAACGCAAACGAUAUUCGCGACGGUCAAUUUUUCAUUAACAUUGACAACAAAAAAUUUAAAUAUCGUGAUAAGUAUAUUGUGAUACUGUUUUAGAAAAAAGUAAAUAAACUGGAAGAGUAUCGUGAUGUAUUAGUUAGGAAGAAUUAAAUUCAUCGAUGACCCUCCCCUUCUCAACCCCUUUACCACAGUGAUCGUCAUUAUCGUUUGUGUAGUAGUAUAUACUUUGUUCUCGUUGUGUACGUACAUACUUUGAUGCGCGAGUGCGCGAGUGUGCAUGAGAACACCCCCACCCACCCCUUAAAUUCCCCUUCUUCCCUUCUUCCCCUACUUUUUCUUCUUCUUCUCCUUCUCCUACGCGGAUCGUCACGUUCUUGCCGUAUUUUCGGCGGCGAUUCAUAUUUUCGUCCACGCUAGCUCAUCUCUCUUUCUCUCUCUCUCUCUCUCUCUCUCAUUCUCUCAUUUUCUCUUUCUCUCUCUCUUCUUCCUUCUUACUCUUUCUCCCUGGCCUAUUGCGCAAGCAGGUAGUCGGAAAUAGCACCGUAGCUUCUCGCGGUUAUGAAUUGAUAGCAAACACAUGCUGGACACGACGGUGAACUUUUUUCCACCACUACUUUUAUCUUUUUCUUCUUUUCGUCAUAUUGGUCAUCGUCGUCAUAUUGGUCAUCGUCGUCAUAUUCAAAAGUCAGAACACUGUCGAGUUUUUGAUGGUGAACAACAUCGAACGAUGAUAUUUUUUUCUUCUUCCUUUUCUUAAUCUCUUUCAAUCCGACUUUUCGUUGUCGAGAAUGCGUUAUCUGGAGUUUUGUCGUCGUGGUCGUUAUCGUGGUGUCAUCAAACUGUUCGUCAUUGUUUUUGUCGUCGAAGUAUCUCGAGGUUCGUGCAUGUUCGCCGAUUAUACAAGGACUACGGCACACAUGUACGUGGACUACGCUACUACGGAUACAUACGUCGGAAUGGGAAUCAAGGCCAUGAAGUCGUAUGGCAGGCCGAGAGAUAUACCGGCACAAGUGCCGCCAUUAACGCCUGGGACCAACAAAAAAAUGACAGAGGCCCUAGAGGCCUCAUUUGCUUCUUGGGAGAAAGAAAGAGUACGUCUAAAUAUAACUAAAGACCCAAGGCAAUGGUCGGAAGCAGCUGUCGCCCACUGGUUGCAUUGGGCUAUCCGUGAAUUUUCGUUCGAGGGUGUGGCCAUGCAACCCUGGCAGCACAUGACCGGAAAACAGAUUUGCGCUAUGGGAAAGGAAUCCUUUUUAGCACGUGCCCCAGCCUUCAUGGGUGACAUUUUAUGGGAACACCUUGAAAUGCUGCAAAAAGAUGUCGAUACUGAGAAGGCCUCAUUGGAGAAUACUGCAACUAGCAACUUGUACGAGAGCGUAUGCGUACCAGAUUUAGGUGAUUUUUUGGGAUACCAAGAUUCGUCUGGUCAUCAGGAUCACAAAAGUCCAGCUACGACACCAACAAGUUCUAACAGCACUAACUCGUCCGGCCAAACGCACGGUCCUACCACUCAAACAACAACCCCUACGCAACAACAGCCAUCGUCCGGCGCAGUUUCUUUGGCCUCAAGACAAUAUCAUAACGACGGAGGUUAUGCACAUUUACGCAGUCCCGUGUGUCAAGAUGAAAGUCAGAGGGAAGAAACUUCUCCGCCACCCCACAGCCAUAGUACACAACCUCCUAAUUCUCAUUCCAAUACACCUACGGGAAAUAACAACAAUAAUAACAACAACAAUGCAAAUAAUGCUUAUAUACACCUACGAAAUUUAAAUGAACUCAAAACGGAAUCGAACUAUAGCAGCCACCAUAUAGCGGCGGAACACUUACAAGGAGGAACCGGCGGAUUGGCCAGUGGCGGUGAUCUCGGUGCAACGGGGACCAAUGAGAGUGAGCUUAGGGUUAACAAUACCGGGACGACAGAAGACUACAUUACUCCUGCGCAUUAUUCUGGAUAUGACGAAGCCUCUGAUUAUCACGGUUUAUCGCAGGACCAUCAAGCUCCUCAUACCUAUAAUCUGGAUAGUUCGCCAGAAUUUUACAGUACCAGUGGUAUCCACCUCGAGCCGAAGUAUCAACCAUCGCCAUUUAAAAAUUAUCCUCGAGCGAGAUAUCAUGAAGGAUAUAGUGAAAGCGGUGGAUACAGUCAAUACGAUGCGACACCAUUUCAAACGGUUCCUGGGAGUGGAAACACAGCAACUGGUGCUGCUGGUGUUGGAAGUGAACAAUGGGGUGUUGCACCUAUCAGUGAACAUCUUUCUCAUCAUCCAGCGUUCAUCGCGAGUCUUGGCUCGCGAGAUUCAUCUGGUGCACAUCAUCCACCUUCCAUUGGUAAUAACGCCGAUCAAAAGCCUCUCCUGCAGAGUGCAAUGAUCGCAGCUAGUUAUACCGGUGAUAAUUGUGCAGGUGGUGGUCCAUAUUUCACAGGUUCAGGACCAAUACAACUCUGGCAAUUUUUAUUGGAACUUCUGACCAAUAAAUCAUGUCAGAGUUUCAUCUCAUGGACGGGAGAUGGUUGGGAAUUCAAACUUACGGAUCCCGAUGAAGUGGCACGACGUUGGGGUGUUAGAAAGAAUAAGCCUAAAAUGAAUUACGAAAAAUUAAGCCGCGGUCUACGGUACUAUUAUGAUAAAAAUAUUAUACAUAAGACCGCUGGCAAGCGUUACGUGUACCGUUUCGUCUGUGACUUACAAAAUUUACUUGGAUGUAAUCCAGAGCAACUCCAUGCAAUGGUGGACUUGAAACCGGAAAAGAAGGAAGAAGACUGAGCUUUCUAUAAUGAAUGUGUUGUUUUAGGACAAUGUUACUGAUAUAAACGAAUAUAACUAAUUUUUACGGCAUCGUGCAAGAGAGUUUAACAAGAAAAAAGAAAAUAACAUAAA
Molecule: messenger RNA, 3086 nt
Organism: Polistes dominula (European paper wasp)
Lineage: Eukaryota; Metazoa; Arthropoda; Insecta; Hymenoptera; Vespidae
Gene: pnt
Product: ETS transcription factor pointed
Biological process (GO): regulation of transcription by RNA polymerase II; cell differentiation
Cellular component (GO): nucleus
Molecular function (GO): sequence-specific DNA binding; DNA-binding transcription factor activity, RNA polymerase II-specific
Source: RefSeq, a predicted model, not a curated record